Prunus armeniaca (apricot) is the source of this 1053-nucleotide messenger RNA. The record is from the annotation of a GenBank genome assembly. NCBI's taxonomy places the organism in Eukaryota, Viridiplantae, Streptophyta, Magnoliopsida, Rosales, Rosaceae.
AUGGGUCUUUCGUAUCAGACACGCUCUAAUGGGUCCAUUAAACAGUUUAAAGCCUGUUUAGUGGCCAAUGGUUUUCAUCAACAAGAGGGUCUGGAUUAUGUCGAGACCUUCAGCCCUGUGGUCAAUCACUCAACCAUUCGUCUUAACUUAGCCAUCGAUGUUCAUUUUGGGUGGUCCAUUCGCCAGCUUGAUGUCCAAAAUGCUUUUCUCCAUGGUUCUCUCACUGAGGAUGUUUACAUGAAGCAACAUGUUAGGUUUCUUGAUUCACAAUAUCCUACACAUGUUUGUAAGCUCAACCGUUCGUUAUAUGGGCUCAAACAGGCUCCGCGCACCUGGUUUCAAUGUUUUUCUACUCAUCUUGAGCAUUGGGCUUUGUUGCUUCCAAGGCCGAUUCCUCCUUAUUCAUGUACUUUCAUGGGCAAUAGUGAGUCGCACAUUACUCAACUCAUUCUCGAUUUGGGCCGUCAAUUUUCUAUGAAAGAUCUUAGUCCCUUGCAUUACUUCUUGGGCAUGGAAGUGGUACGAACCUCCACAGGCUUGCAUUUAUCUCAGUCCAAAUAUAUACUAGAUCUCUUGACACACAUGAAGAUGUUAGACUGCAAACCCUUGCCCACUCCUGCUGUUGGUGGUCGCAGAUUAAGUUUGCAUGAUGGUGACCCAUUAUCUGAUGUCUCUGAGUACCGUAGUGUGGUUGGGGCUCUUCAAUAUCUUACUUACACACGUCCAGACAUUGCCUUUUCUGUUAAUCAAGUCUGCCAAUUUAUGCACACGCCCACGACAACUCAUUGGGCUGCCAUCAAACGGAUUAUUCGUUAUCUCAAGUCUACCUCUGAUCAUGGUCUUGUAUAUAAGCCUGGUGCGUUACGUCUUACUGCAUAUGCUGAUGCUGACUAUGUCGGUGAUCCAGAUGAUCGUCGCUCUACAGGAGGGUAUUGUAUCUAUCUUGGUAAUAAACUUGUUUCCUGGAGCUCCAAGAAACAACGGGGUGUUUCACGCUCCAGUACGGAGGCCGAAUACCGCCAAUUAGCUUAUACUGUUGCUACCUUGUCUUAG